This is a messenger RNA of Epinephelus lanceolatus (giant grouper), 4279 nucleotides long. It is a transcript of the gene nf2b, whose product is annotated as NF2, moesin-ezrin-radixin like (MERLIN) tumor suppressor b. NCBI's taxonomy places the organism in Eukaryota, Metazoa, Chordata, Actinopteri, Perciformes, Serranidae. Gene Ontology annotation, molecular function: actin binding. Gene Ontology annotation, cellular component: cytoskeleton. The record is from RefSeq and is a predicted model, not a curated record.
GUGACCAGGAGUCAAAACAAAAAUCUUCUGGAAAGUCCUCUUGAUUUUUUAAAGCAAGCUAACCAGCUAAAGCACGUAGCCCCCGACAACGUGAGCAAAGGUGGUUCCAAGUGAUAUCCAUGACAGUUUAAAUAGCUUCAAAGUAAAUCCGUGCGAUUCAUUUCAUUAUGGAGUUCUCUCAAAAGUUCCACUCUUUCUACAACUUGUUUUGGUCCGUUUUCGUGGCAUAGCUGGGAAGCUAACGCUGUCUAGUAAUAUCUAGCUAGCUAGCUUAGCUUAGCACUCCCCAACAAAACAGCCCAGCCUCCACUGAGUCUCGUCGGACGGCAGAAGUCUAACUUUACUCGCAGAUUUCUUUGGCAGCAACACCUCCAACAUGUCUAUCCUAGGGUUAAAGAAGAAACAGCCAAAGACUUUUAAAGUCAAAGUCAUCACCAUGGAUGCUGAAAUGGAGUUCAGCUGUGAGGUGAAGUGGAAAGGUAAAGACCUGUUUGACCUGGUGUGUCGCACUGUUGGUUUGAGGGAGACUUGGUUUUUCGGACUCAGGUACACAGUAAAGGACACCUACGCCUGGCUGAAACCAGAGAAGCGGGUCUUGGACCAAGAGGUUCCAAAGGACUCUCCCAUAACAUUUCAUUUCCUGGCAAAAUUCUUCCCAGAAAAAGUAGAAGAAGAGCUGGUUCAAGAGAUAACUCAGCACCUCUUCUUCUUGCAGGUGAAAAAACAGAUAUUAGAUGAAGAGAUAUUCUGUUCCCCUGAAGCAUCUGUCCUGUUGGCAUCGUACGCUGUCCAGGCCAAGUAUGGGGACUAUGACCCAAACUUUCACAAGCCAGGCUUCCUGGCACAAGACGAGCUUUUGCCAAAAAGAGUUUUGAUGCAGUACCAAAUGACAGCUGACAUGUGGGAGGAGAAGAUCACAGCUUGGUAUGCAGAACACAGAGGCAUCGCCAGGGAUGAGGCUGAGAUGGAAUACCUAAAAAUCGCUCAGGACCUUGAGAUGUACGGUGUCAGCUACUUUGCCAUAACUCAAAAUAAGAGGGACACAGACCUCUUACUGGGAGUGGAUGCUCAGGGUCUUCACAUCUACAGUCCUAACAGCAAACUCAACCCUAACAAAUCCUUUCCUUGGAGUGGCAUCCGCAACAUCUCUUACAGCGAAAAGGAGUUCACAAUCAAACCCCUGGAUAAGAAGAAAGAUGUUUUCAAGUUCUACUCGUCUCAGCUGCGUGUCAACAAACUGAUCCUGCAGUUGUGCAUCGGUAACCAUGAUCUAUUCAUGAGGCGGAGGAAGGUGGACUCCAUUGAAGUGCAACAGAUGAAGGCUCAAGCAAAAGAGGAGAAGGCCCGCAAGAAGAUGGAGCGUCAAAUCCUGGCACGGGAAAAACAGAUGAGAGAGGAAGCAGAACGGGCAAAAGAGGAGAUGGAACGUAGACUUUUCCAGCUGCAGGAUGAGGCACGACUGGCCAACGAGGCUCUGCUGCGAUCUGAGGAGACAGCGGACCUGCUGGCAGAGAAGGCCCAAAUUGCUGAGGAGGAGGCCAAGCUGUUGGCCCACAAGGCUGCAGAAGCGGAGCAGGACAGGCAGAGGUUAGAGGUCACCGCCAUGAAGACCAAGGAGGAGAAAAGACUGAUGGAGCAGAAGAUGAGGGAGGCAGAGCAGCUGGCUGUCAAACUGGUGGAGCAGUCAGAAAGGAGGUUGAAGGAGGCAGAUCAUCUGAAACAGGACCUGACUGAGGCAAAGGACGCUGAGCGGAGAGCCAAACAGAAGCUGCUGGAGAUCACCAAAACAACAUACCCUCUCAUAGCAGCCUACUCUACUCCUGCUCCCCCCGCUCCUCCUGAAGCAGCCGACUUUGCCUAUGAAUCGGCGUCAACGCGCCUCGACUUCAAGGACUCUGACAUGAAGAGGCUGUCCAUGGAGAUCGAGAGAGAGAGGCUGGAGUACAUGGAGAAGAGUAAACACCUGCAGGACCAGCUGAAGGAACUGAAGACAGAGAUCGAGUCUCUGAAGCUGGAGGAGCAGCAGCAACAGGCUGGCCUCUACAGCCUCCGCAAUGAGGCAAGGGGAUACAUCCAGGAGCCUGUCUACAUACCUCACAGCAACCGAAACUCUGCGUACAUGUCUCAGAUGGCCUUCUUUGAAGAAGUGUGAUCCUGCGAGAUGAGGAAGGAGGGCACCGGCUGUUGUGACUCAGUGCUUUCUCCAAAUGUUGGGUUAAUUUUUUUACCUGGCUGAAACUAACAAACAGACACUCACAUACACCACGACUGUGUGCUUUGGAAAGACUUUAAAUCAAUCCUCGACAACAAACAGCCACUUUGGGCUCCCUGCACAGGUUGUUACGCUAGAUUGUACCACCUGCUACACUACAGCGCCUUCCGCAUUUCUUUUUAUAUAUAAUGAACACAUUAAUGUGUGUAUCUAACACAGAUGCAGGACAUGGUGCUGAAAAUGGAUGUAUGAUGGAGUUGCUGAUGUUUUUGUGUGUGUGUGUGUGUGUGUGUGUGUGUGUGUGUGUGUGUGUGCGCGUGUGUGUGUGUGUGUGUUUGUGGUUUUAAGGGAUACUUAGCUGUAAGGUGGUCUGAUUUAAGUUCAUAACUUAAUCACAAGUUAUAAAUGAGUGCCUUGACAACUUUUUGGGAUAGGGAUCGGGGUUCAGAUUUAUCAAAAACCGGCUUUAGGCAAGGUUCCUGCUUCGCAUGUAAUUAAGUAAAUUAUCUUAUUCAGGCUGGGGAAUUUCUGAAAAGUUAAACAUAUCAGUAUAGAUUUUGUAGAUAUGGUCAUUUUCUUUCAAAUCAGCAAAGUGCCUCUCAAAUUUUUGAAAACAGAAUGUCAAAGAAAUCCAAAUGCUCAAAUUUCUGAUUAUACUUUGACCAAACUAUCGUAGCUUUGAACGCUAAAAUUCCACUUAAGACAACUCUUGAUUAGUGAUAUGUAAUAUGAGGAUUAACAUUGUGAUCUUGUGCAUAAAACUAAUUUAUAAAAGUAGUAAUUGCAACUCACAGAAAAGUCCAAAUUUGACAAGCAGACAUGUGCAGGGACAGUGUCUAGAUGUGACACUCCAUAAAAAAAUGCAGUGUUUAAUCUUUGUUUUGGUCUUUUGCUUGUGAUUGUUUGCUGUUUCUGUUACUUGGUUCAUGAACUGCCUUCACUGAUAACAGCAGUCUGGUGUCUUCAUCGUCCCUAGUGCCUCAUGGUGGUAGUUAAUAGAAAUGUAGAAUACAGUUACAAGCUUGAGCUCUGCCAUUUCAGAUUUUUAUAUUUUGUACGCUAGACUGUUGAUGUGCCUUGGACUUUAUUUUUUACUAUUGUGAUCUGAGUUGCUAAGGUUUUAUUUGGUAUUGUUGUACUCAUGUGUCUUAGCAGUAGUAUGGGGUCAUACCCUGACCUAUUUACAGAGUAGCAGACUGAUGGCUUUCCUGCUUCCUUUUUUGUGUUUUCUCUGCUCAUGUACUUCUCAGGGUUAGUGUUGGAGACAAUCACUGCAGGUAGACUCUUUUGUUCUUCCCCUGAGAUAAACAGUAUCUUUUAAUGUUUACCUUUUUGAACAGGCUAUUUUCAGUUAACUUAGUCCAGUAGUAUUUCACAGAGUUUUUGACAGCAGUGUGUGUGCUGCAUUUCACAGAUAAAAAGGUAGGUAAUCUGAGUAAACCUUUAAUCGACUACAUUCCUCAUUACAUUCUUAAAAAGGGAGAGGCUGGAUGCCAAAUAUACAGCCGGAGAUUCUGCAUGUUUGUUUAUUUGGACCGGCCUGUGACAAACAAUGGUUGCCCUCAUGAUUGGGUUAUAAAUGAGAAAUGCUCACCUUGGUCUUUUCUAAAUGAUAUUGUGUCAAAUGGCCCAGUGGAAGUGUUUUUUUUGGGUUUUUUUUCAUCAACACAUUGCUUAAGUGCUUCGAUUUGCAUCUUUAACUUUAUUUAUUUGUGCUAUAAAUCCUUAAAUAACAUCACCAUGCCUGUUUUCUUGAGCUCUGUCAUUGUGUGGGAAUUUCAUGUUCUUUUUGUUUUUCAGAAAUGGGAUUUUCCUGCCAAAUUCGAGUCCAGUGUAAACAGUGAUUUUCACUCAGAACAUGAUUGUACAUUAGGGGACGCCUUGGGUUUACGUUGAAGUGACAAAAAUACUACAAUUUCACAUCGAAGUUGUGUCAAUGAUUUAUUUGGUUUAUCAAGUUAUAUCAGUUCAUUACAACAGUGUAUGUGCAGACAUAAAUGAGCUGUCUCACAGAUGAUUUAUUUUUUGCUUCCUCAUGUGUCAAUAAAACCAGUCGUCUUAACUACA